AGGAGCUGCGCUGGUGGAGCAGGAGCAGGAGCAGGGAUGGACCUUGGGCUUUGAAUCUCAUGCUUGAAGACAGUCCUUUUCCUGUCUUCCUGUGAUCGCGAGCUUGAAUGCUGGAUAAUGGACGCGUGCUGUGUAGAAGUCACGCUCCCUGUGGAUUUACUGUUUUCUCCAGCAGCUCGCGUGCGGAUCGUGUUCUUCGCUCCCGUGCGCGCGAUCUAGGUGCUCCUUCUCUCUCUCUCUUUCUCUCUCCUGCACUUCUCAUGGAAACUUUCAAGAUCUAAAGCAUCACACACACCACCUCGUGUGUCCGGUGGAACUGUGCAUGAGGGUAACCGGUGUUGCGCAAUACGAGAAGCGCAGCACGACAUGAUCAGGACCGGAUUACCUUUUCUUCCGCUGACCCUUUUCCUUAGCCCAUAGAGGAUGCUGAUGAGGAGCUGCUGAAGAUAAAAGAAGCAGAAAAAGAAAAAAGACAGCAUCCACAUCUGGUUAAACUCAGCCUACUUUUAAUCCAGGAGUGGGACAAGAGCUCUUCUACUGUACUUGCCAUUCCAAGCUGAAGGACAAGCCAGGAGUGCAGUUUGGGUCAGGCGGGAUUGGCAGAAGAAUGCUGGUCCCAGGUGUCCGGGGGCAGGAUGGCGUUGUGUUGGCAGAGCGCUCUGGGUGUUAGAUGGUUUCUCUUGAUGCUCGUGUGGCGCUGGGCACCUCUGGGUGCUCUGAGCUGGCUCCUGGCCUCUGCUGAGCGCCAUGAGGCUUUGUCUUUCUCCUCUCUGCCUGGCAAGGCGAGCGUGGCUCAGCUGGACUGGCUCCUGUCUGACAAGGGACCUUUCCACCGGUGUCCGGAGUACACAGAGUUCAAGGAGCGCUUUCAGCAAGGCUUUUCAACACGCUACAAGAUCUACAGGGAAUUCAGUCACUGGAAAGUGAACAGCUUGGCCACAGAGAAGAGAGAUUUCUUCAAGGCUCCACUGCCUCUGUCUCCUGAAUUCCUACGCAACCUCAGGCUACUUGGAAGGAGGCCGACUCUCCAGCAGAUCCAUGAAAACCUGAUCAAAAAAUACGGCACUCACUUCUUAGUAUCAGCUACACUCGGGGGCGAGGAGUCUCUCACCAUCUUCCUGGACAAACAGAAGCUCAGCAAGAAGUCCGAGGUCAAUGGCAACAGCUCGACAGUGUCCCUGGAAAUCCUGCACCAGCUGGCUGCGUCCUAUUUCACCGAUAGAGAGAGCACCCUCAGGAGGCUCCACCACCUACAGAUCGCCACUUCAGCCAUCAAGGUAACAGAGACCAGAACAGGACCUCUGGGAUGCAGCAACUACGACAGCCUGGAUUCUGUCAGCUCAGUGCUGGUGCACAGCCCCGAGAAUAAAAUCCAUCUGAAAGGUUUACAAGAUGUUCUGCCAGACUUUCUGCGUAACCGAUUCGUGGAGGCCGCACUCAGCUAUGUGGCGUGUAAUUCUGAGGGCGAGCUAUUGUGCCACAAUAAUGACUGCUGGUGCCGAUGUUCUGCCAAGUUUCCUGACUGCAACUGCCCCUUCUUGGAUAUCAGGGCAAUGGAAGAGAGUCUUCGGAAGAGCAGGGAGGCCUGGAUCACAUUGAACAAUGAGUUUAUUGAGUCAGAUGAGUUUAAGGCUUUUUUGAAGAAGCUGCCUACCGAUCGUUUUUUGAACACAACGGAUAUCCUGAAGUUCUGGAGUUUGGACACGGCCUUACAGAGACGCCACACUCAGCUGGAGACCAGCACUAAACUGAUCUUUAGCAAAGCUAAUAAAAUUGUGCGGAAACUCUUCACCCUCAGCAAGCGCUGUCCCAAACAGCCAAAGAUCAGCCUGCCCAGGGAAAGGACAUUGGGUUUCUGGUUAAACAGAGUUCAGUCCCUGCUGUACUGCAAUGAGCAUGGAAUCCUGGGCUCCUUCUCCGAGGAAAUGCAUUAUUGCUUGUGUCCCACAGAACAGGGCAGCUCCUGCCAGGGUACAGUUCCUUGUCAGGUGGGUGAGGGCACACUGUGUUCCUUGUGUGCCCCGGACAAUGUGACCCGCUGCGGCACAUGUAUGCCUGGUAGCUUCCUGCAGCUGGGCUCAUGCCGUCCAGCCGUGGCCAUUUCCUUGGACCACUAUGUGAACUUUGACUUGGACAUGGUGGACGCAGAAGCCCACCACCUGCUCCAGCGUUUGGACGGCCGCCUGGAGGUUCGUGCAAUCUACAUCAGCAACGAUGUGCGCUUAGGAAGCUGGUUCAACCCCGCGUGGCGCAAGCGGAUGCUACUUACACUCAAGAGCAACAAGAACAAGUCCAACCUGGUGCACAUGCUCAUGGGAAUUUCUUUCCAGAUCUGCACCACACAGAACAGCACGCUGGAGCCAGUGCCUGCCAUCUAUGUCAACCCAUUUGGAGGAAGCCAUUCCGAGAGCUGGUUCAUGCCCGUCAAGCAGAACAACUUUCCCGACUGGCAGCGAACUAAACUCGAUACGGCACUGCCAUGCCACAAUUGGACGCUGGUGCUGGGCACCAAAUGGAAGUCGUUUUUCGAGACAGUGCACAUCUACUUACGCAGCCGUAUUCUCACAGACGACCCGGGUGUCAACGAGACACUCUUCUACGAGCCACUGGAAAUGGACUCCGCUAAUCUGGGGUACAUGAAGAUCAACAGUCUGAGGGUGUUUGGUUAUAGCAUGCACUUCGAUGCCGAUGGUGUCAAGGAGCUGAUCUCACAGUUAGACUACCCGUACACACAGGGCACGCAGGACGCCGCCUUUCUGGCACUGAUGGAGAUACGCGACCGAGUAAAUCGGCUCUCGCCACCCGCCGAGCGCCCGCUCGACCUCUUCUCCUGCCUGCUUCGGCAUCGGCUCAAGCUCUCAGCCAGUGAGGUGGUGCGCAUCCGCGACUUGGUUCACAGCUUUAGUGACAGGUUGCCCAGUUCCUCCAAACCUGAACUCGCCCAGCUGUGCAGCUAGCUCAGAUAAUUCUCUCCUGCCUGUGUGUGCGUUUGUGUGUGGGUGUGUGAAUUGCAAAUCAGAAAGAGGGAGAAUUCAGCCAGCUGUGCAAGCUAGAUCACACAAUUCUCUCUUACAUAUUUCUCAGACUUCUGAAAUCUUGCAUUAAAAGAUGUAUAUACUGUAUUUAUCCGUGGACUGCGAUGCUCAUAAUGGAAUCUUUGUAUUCAGAAAUGUGAAAUGUGACUGAAACAUCAAGGCAUGAAUGGUAAGUUUGUUUAUACGUCUUUUUUUGAGGCUAGCUCAGAGAAUACUUUCCACCCGGGGUGCGUGCGUUUGUGUGAAUAUAAAUGAGAAAGAGCGAAGAGAACACGGCCAGCUAUGCAGCUAGCAUGUGUGAUUCUCUCCCGCUCAAGAGUGUUUGAGUUUCUCAGAACUUCCAUGCGAAGGGUAACAACAUUAUUUUAGAAAUGAGAAGUACCCCUGUUCUUGUGGGUUUGCUUCGGUAAACCUGCAACCUCCGAGCAGCAAAACAUAAACUCUAAGUUGCUAUUGACAUGGGAAUAGCGAGUACGCAUACAUCAGGAUGUUGAACAAAUAUAACACAGACUGGAUCAAUUCACGCUUCUGAGCAAAGCUUGAAGAAAGACAGAACUGCAUCAUAGCCCUUUCUGUGGAACAAUGUAAAAACAUGAAGUUUGAUCUUUUCUAUGUGUUCGGAGAUGUUCGGUAUUAUUUGGUGACUACCUGAAAAAAGGGCAUAGUUGAUGAGAAUUACAUUCUUAUAGAUUUAUGGUGAAAAUCAGUUAUACAGUAAUAGCGACCAAGACACAGGUUUACUUUACUUUUCUAUUUUUAUCUGAUGUCCUAAAUCCUGUACUGAGAGAUGUUUUCUCUGUAUUUAUUACCAGAUUGAGAUGCCCUUAACAGAUUCUUUAUAUCAAGAGCUGUGACACACAACAAAACAAAACAAAAAAACAAUAGGCAGACAAAAUGGCAAACCGUCUUAUUUAUACGUUUCAGUCUUUCCGAUGUUGAUCUUCUAAAACAUCACAUUGUCUUUUGCGAAGGUUUGUGGGCAGCUUUGUAAAUACCGCUCUGUCAUUAAUCCUCAUUCAGGACGUAAAAGCUGCACAUAGUAAAUAUCAAUGGCUCAUCACUCUUAUGAAUUGAAUGAAUUUGUACUUUUUGGAACCGGCAACGACCAAAAAACAUUUCUUACUCGACAGAAACACGUAUCUAUUGCCUUAUGAAGUGGAGUUUGUGUUCGGAUAUUAAAGCACACUUGGUCAGCUACGUCGUUAUUUGAAAAACGUGUUGCUCCUUUUGCCUGGGUUCUUUCUCUUAUCUUGUUUAUUUGGUUUUUUUUUCCACUUUUUUUAUUUGACUUACAAUAAUCUGCAAAAAAAAAAAAAAAAAAAAACAGACAAAAAAAUAAUCUAAUUUAUAAUUGACACUCUGUGAGAAAUAUACGUAUCUGCUCUGUACAAAAAAAGACAAAGCUCUGUUGAAGGACAUCCUUUAAUACCUGUGUCAUAACAUUUGCACAUAUACUUCUACACUGAUUAACUCCACCUACUGAAUCAUGACAUACAUUUGAAUUCCAUCGAGCGUCUGUGAAACUAAAAGCAAUCAAGCAUGAGGCUAUUUAAGUGCUUUUCAUGGUCAUUUUGCAUUUAAAUUCAUGUCACAGCUCAUCCAUAACCCAAAUAUAUGGCACAAUAGACCACUGAAUAGUGUUAUGUGGACAAAUGUUUGUUUUGCAACACCAUGUCCAUGACAUCCAUCUGGAAAUCAUCUAUAAAUCACAUCGUUUACCAGCACAUUGUUUAGAUUUUGCCCCUUAGCUGUGGAGCCUGUGAGCACGUCUUGCACAUCAAUGCCUGAAAUGACCAGUUUUAUGCUGGGAUAAGAAAAAUGUCCUUGUCAUAUAAAUUGCAUCAUUUAUUAGGAGAGGAGGCAAUUUGCUAGAUUGUCACUGAGGACAGCAAAAUCUUUGUCUGUCACAACAUCUGUAUGUCACGAAUCAUCCUGCAUUUGUGUAGGCUGGAAUUUGCAGCCGUCGACUGUUCGUCUUUAUUACCUAGCGCUUGCUCUUUGGCUAAUCAACGAGGUGUGGAAGAGCCAGCGAUUAAUCAUAAAGGUCUUGUGUAGACUAUCGCUGCUCUCUAACGUAGAAAUAAGCGCUGGAUGUUCCACUGAUUGAUUAUUUAUGAUGGUUGUAUUGCCUUGGGCAUGAGGCUGUUUAUGCUCUGGGUUUAUGAAAUAUAUAAUUGUGCAAGAUUCAGAUCCUAGAUUUACUUUCCCUCCUGGGAGUCAUGUCCCAUCUAAUUAUGGCGGCUACAAACACAGCAGCCAGAAUUACCUGGGUACAAUCCCUAAAUGCUUUCCUCAUAAAUUCCUAAUUCAUAUCAGAAAACCGUGUCCCAAGUUCAAGUGCUUUGAUGUGGAACGCUGGUUUAGAGCUGGUUAUUAAAAAGUGUACUCAUCUCAAUUCAUUGAAAUACCAAGUAUUUUUUCCCUGUUUUUUUUUCGAAUGGCAUCCCUUUGGUCACUGUUUAUUUUUGUAGAUAUUACAUUUUUAAGAGCUUCACUUAAGAACCAUUAGCAGUAACAGUGUGUAGGUCUCACAGUUGUUUACUGUUUAUAUUACGGUUCUUCCAACUGAACACACAUAAAUUAAAACAAAGCUCAGUGAAAAGGUACGAUCGAGGCAUUAAGGUAGGGAUUAUUGUUCAUUUAUAGACUAGAGGUCUUGCAGCUGUUCCCCCAAAACAGUUACAUUUUCCCAACAGUUUUUCUUCCAGAACACUUGUUCUAUUAAAGCUGAUUUACACAGCACAGGAUUAAAAAAAGUUUCGAAAUCUUUAAGCCUUACUUGAUUUCUCCCUCUGGGAAAACCCUUUUGUAGAACUUUACAACAGUUUCCAUAUCAGGUAGAGUUCAAAAGUUUGGCAUGCUUAGAGCAUUUAACUCUUCAGAGUACAUGAGAUAAAAUAGUCAACUUGCUGGGUUUUUUUUUUAUAUUCUUUUUUUUAUUAUUAUUAUUUUUACUACCCCACAUUAAUUUUUUUUUAUUUACAGUAGAUGAAACUCUUAAAAAUGAACUAUGAAAGGCUCAGCAAGGUGCCAGUGGAAAAGUUGGAGAUGUUCAGUGCAAUCCCUGAUGUGAUUAGUGUGUACAUGUGAAUUUAUUACUGUGCUUUAAAGAGUGAAAUUAUUUGACACUGCCAUCCUUUUCAGCAGGAGUCAUCAACUGGCAAGGUGUUGGCCUGGACCUAUUCAACUGGGCGGAAAAAAUGCUGUAGCAGAAUUGAUCAUUGUAUGAAAAAAUAACUGGCAGUAGUUGAGCAGCUCCAGAUUUGUAAACACGAAUCAUCGCUGCUUCAGCUGCGGCUUAUUACGGUGAAUUACAGUGACGGCUGCGUAUGAGAGAAAGACUUUUCACAGACUUUCAUAUUUUUUUCAUAAUUUCUCUGGUCUGCUGAUUAGUGGUCAUAAAGACAAAAAAGAGAUAAAAACAACUAUUAAAGACAGCACAGAGAAAUAUGUGUUCAUUCUCUUGCUCAAGAUUAAAAUCUGACGUCUGUUACGAGUCCGUGGUGCUAGUCAAAAGUGUUCAUGUAACGUGCCAGUGCAAAACACAACCACUUUCAAUUGAUGUGUCUUAUUAAUAGGCAUGUAAUAACCACUCGAAGCUAACUUUUGCCAUCAUUAAGUCGUGCUAGUUUCCUUUCCAUACAUUUAUAAGGAAUUUCAUGUAAGUGGAUCUUCACAAACUUUAAGAUCAGAAACUGUCCUCAUAAUUCAGCACCUCCAGACUUUAUGUUACUGUAAUUUGGUCUUCAUCAAAUCAAUGCAAAACACUACUGUUCACUGCAUUUGCCAUAUCCUCAUUCCAUUAAACGUGUCAUAUCCUGCAAAUCUUUUUCAUUGCUACACAAAUCACAACCUCUUCUUAACAUUAGUUUGAUCAUAUUUUUGAAAUGCCUUCAACCUUACUGUAUUGUCACACUGGGAUUAAACAAAUCGUCGCAUACGAAUAGCUGUUAGUGUCCAGAACCAAAGUGCUGAAUGUAAAUACUCACUGCAUUCAUUCGCUCAAUAUCCAGAUACGAUAUAGCUCGAUUAAGAGCAUGAGUUGUCAGCAUGCGAUCCAGCACACAGGAUUCUUUUAUUUUUUUUGCUGAUAUGAGUUUGGUUUGUACAUUUAAACAUGUAUAUUGUACUAGAUGCAGAGACCUGAUCUAGACAGACUGGCCAUGAAAUGAAACACUGAACUUUCUACUCUUUAUUGUUUGAUCGAAGCUUCUCUCAGUGUUUUAACAGGAUGUAAAUGUUCUUAUAUUAAAUAAUAAAAAGUGAUGGAAAUCUUUACAAUGUCUGUA
Molecule: messenger RNA, 7324 nt
Organism: Silurus meridionalis
Lineage: Eukaryota; Metazoa; Chordata; Actinopteri; Siluriformes; Siluridae
Gene: brinp2
Product: bone morphogenetic protein/retinoic acid inducible neural-specific 2
Exons: 8
Coding region: 636-2957 (773 amino acids)
Biological process (GO): positive regulation of neuron differentiation; negative regulation of mitotic cell cycle
Source: RefSeq, a predicted model, not a curated record